UUUCAAUGUCAGACAUGACAUGAACGCAGUUCUACUUAUUUUUUGUUAUGUUGAACACGUUAGAAUAUGUAGCCUUCUUGGCUAUAUUGCUAAGUUGCUAUGCGGAUGUAGCGAUCUCUGUUGCAUCUCCGUCGUCAUUUUCAUCUUAUGGUUCAAGAGCUCCUGCAGAAAAUCAUAGUUCUUCACAUGCAAAUCAACAUCCAUAUGGUCAUCAUCCCAUUGUGUGUGGACCGAAUGAAGUUAUUGAUGGUUGUGCUAAUGGAGGUUGCGGAAUAUUCAAUUGUACUCAAUUAGGAACAGGAGGAAUUUGUAUUGACCUGAUAGAAGGUGCUUGCAGAACAGGGUGCAAAUGUAUAGAAAAUCAUGCCCGCAACGAGCAAGGAUUUUGUGUUCAUAUCACAGAAUGCCCAAUACCCCCGUGCGGCGUUAACGAAGUAUUUGAUUUCUGUCCGUCUCCCUGCUCACAAAGAGAAUGCGGUGUUGAUGAGAGUGUAACGUGUCCGGAUCCACCCAAGCUUGGUGACAGCGAUUGCAGUCCAAGCUGUCAAUGUAAAGAAAAGUUCUGUCGUAACCAGAAUGGGUUGUGCGAACCUAAACAGAAUAUCAUCAAAUGUAAAGCAAAUGAAAAAUAUGUUAAAAAUAUAAACGAAGAGUGCAAACCAAGAAAAUGCAGCGAAUUGGGUUAUCCUUUGGAUUGUUACGAACAAUUCGAAACUAAUGACAAUUCUGGUCCACCUGGUUGUGUAUGCAUUGACGGAUAUGUAUUAAAUGAAUAUGGAAUGUGUAUACCAAUAGAAGAAUGCCCUUCAUGUGGCGGAGAUUUUAACGCAACAGCUGGCUGUGGAACGUUUUGUACAACAUGUGAUAAUUACCAACAACAUGGUGUUCCUUGUCCACUAAUUUGUGAACUGAACGGUUGUGAUUGUAAGCCUAAUAACGUAUAUGAUGAAAUUCUUAGAAAGUGUGUUCUACCUGAAAACUGUUCGAAAUGUAAAGCAAAUGAAAAGUAUGUUAAAAAUAUAAACGAGGAGUGCAAACCAAGAAAAUGCAGUGAAUUGGGUUAUCCUUUAGAUUGUUACCAUCAUUCUAAAACUUAUGACAAUUCUGGUCCACCUGGUUGUGUAUGCAUUGACGGAUAUGUAUUAAAUGAAUAUGGAAUGUGUAUACCAAUAGAAGAAUGCCCGGAAUGUAAAGCAAAUGAAAAGUAUGUGAAAAAUAUAAACGAGGAGUGCAAACCAAGAAAAUGCAGUGAAUUGGGUUAUCCUUUGGAUUGUUACCAUCAUUCUACAACCUAUGACAAUUCUGGUCCACCUGGUUGUGUAUGCAUUGACGGAUAUGUAUUAAAUGAAUAUGGAAUGUGUAUACCAAUAGAAGAAUGCCCUUCAUGUGGUGGAGAUUUUAACGCAACAGCUGGCUGUGGAACGUUUUGUACAACAUGUGCUAAUUACCAACAACACGGUGUUGCUUGUGCACAAGUUUGUGAACUGAACGGUUGUGAGUGUAAGCCUAACAACGUAUAUGAUGAAAUUCUUAAAAAGUGUGUUCUACCUGAAAACUGUUACAAAUGUUCAGGUAAACAUGAAGUUUUUGACGAAUGUCCACAAACAUGCCCGCCUCAAAUAUGUUCUAGUAUCUGGUCGAAAUACGCACCCUGUAACCCGAAACACGCAGUAUGCACUCCUUCUUGCGUAUGUGAGAAUGGCUAUUAUAAAAAUCUAAAUAAUGAGUGUACAUCUACUGAAGAUUGCUUGAAAUGUACAGGACCCCAUGAAUAUUACUCUUGCGGUGGAGCAUGUGACAAUGAAUGUUAUAACUUAAGUCAACAAAACCAAACACACUGUCCCAUCGUAAAUAUCAAAUGCAACGAAAAAUGCUAUUGUGAAUAUGGUUAUGCGAGAAAUGUUGAUCAUGAAUGCAUACCAAUUAGCCAAUGUCCACCGGAAUGUAAAGCAAAUGAAAAGUAUGUGAAAAAUAUAAACGAGGAGUGCAAACCAAGAAAAUGCAGUGAAUUGGGUUAUCCUUUGGAUUGUUACUAUCAUUCUACAACUUAUGACAAUUCUGGUCCACCUGGUUGUGUAUGCAUUGACGGAUAUGUAUUAAAUGAAUAUGGAAUGUGUAUACCAAUAGAAGAAUGCCCUUCAUGUGGCGGAGAUUUUAAUGCAACAGCUGGCUGUGGAACGUUUUGUACAACAUGUGCUAAUUACCAACAACACGGUGUUGCUUGUGCACAAGUUUGUGAACUGAACGGUUGUGAGUGUAAGCCUAACAACGUAUAUGAUGAAAUUCUUAAAAAGUGUGUUCUACCUGAAAACUGUUCGAAAUGUAAAGCCAAUGAAAAGUAUGUUAAAAAUAUAAACGAGGAGUGCAAACCAAGAAAAUGCAGCGAUUUGGGUUAUCCUUUGGAUUGCUACCAUCAUUCUAAAACUUAUGACAAUUCUGGUCCACCUGGUUGUGUAUGCAUCGACGGAUAUGUUUUAAAUGAAUAUGGACUUUGUAUACCAAUAGAAGAAUGCCCUUCAUGUGGUGGAGAUUUUAACGCAACAGCUGGCUGUGGAACGUUUUGUACAACAUGUGCUAAUUACCAACAACACGGUGUUGCUUGUGCAGAAGUUUGUGAACUGAACGGUUGUGAGUGUAAGCCUAACAACGUAUAUGAUGAAAUUCUUAAAAAGUGUGUUCUACCUGAAAACUGUUCGAAAUGUAAAGCCAAUGAAAAGUAUGUUAAAAAUAUAAACGAGGAGUGCAAACCAAGAAAAUGCAGCGAUUUGGGUUAUCCUUUGGAUUGCUACCAUCAUUCUAAAACUUAUGACAAUUCUGGUCCACCUGGUUGUGUAUGCAUCGACGGAUAUGUUUUAAAUGAAUAUGGACUUUGUAUACCAAUAAAAGAAUGCCCGUCAUGUGGAGGGGUCGUUACACCAACAUCUGGAUGUGGGACUUUCUGUACAACGUGCUCUAAUUACAUCACGAUAUAUCCUCAUAUCUGUGUUUUAUUCGGUUGCGAUUGUAAACCUCAUUUCGUUUAUAAUGAAGUAAUUGGAGAGAUUGUUCAACCAGAAAACUCUUCAUGCUAUCCACAAAUUGCACCAACAACUGCACCAUGUCAGAAGAAUGAAGUCUUCGAUCUCUGUCCAUCAAAAUGUCCUCCAAAGCGCUGCGAUGUUAAUGAAACAUUAAUAAGGUGUAAGAAACCUCCAGAGUUGGGAGAUAAAGAAUGUGAGCCAGGCUGUCGAUGUGCUGAUAGCUUUUACAGAAAUUGGGAAGGAUUAUGUGUCCCCAAGGAACAGUGUGAAAGUUGUAAGAGUAUCUACGAAGUGUAUGAUAAAUGUCCCGUAACAUGUCCACCACAAACUUGUUUUAGUAUUAUUGCUAAGUUCAAAUGUGCGCCGGAGCCAUCAAUUUGUAAGCCAUCGUGCAGGUGUAAGCCAGGGUACUACAGAAAUGAAAUAAAUGAGUGCAUAUCUGCUGAUGACUGUCAAAAAUGCCACGGAAAAAAUCAGUAUCUGGAUCACUGUAUCAAUUCGUAUUGUGAUUCUCAAAGUUGUGAGAAUGUUGGUAAAACAAGAACUAAAUGCUUCUUGCCAAGAAUACCAUGCAGAAAAGGUUGUCGGUGUCAGAAAGGAUAUUACAAAAAGAAUAAUACUGGAGACUGUAUUACCCCACAACAAUGUUUAGAGUAAGGAAAUAAGAAGCGUAGUGUGGCAGUUUUUAAAUAAUUAAAUUGAAUGACAAAAGAUCAAA
This is a messenger RNA of Leptidea sinapis, 3738 nucleotides long. RefSeq names its product zonadhesin-like. The coding region runs from base 48 to 3677 and encodes 1209 amino acids. Lineage: Eukaryota; Metazoa; Arthropoda; Insecta; Lepidoptera; Pieridae. The record is from RefSeq and is a predicted model, not a curated record. The transcript is spliced from 21 exons.